CCAUGCAUCAACAACACCUUCAACUACACUCCCCCAAAGAUGAGUCAAUUCAUGCCACCCAAUCAAGCAAUUGGCUACUACUCCUCUCCCUUCUAUAGCUUAACUACAAUCACAAUACAAACAAUUCCACCUUUUUCUUUUGAGAAAAGAAAUGUUAAUGAUACAAAUCUUUCAUCUUUCUUUAUUAUAUGUUUUUUACUUUGUGUGGGUGGGUGGGGGCCCUCUUUGCAGUACUAAUUCUCUCAUCUUUAUUUCUCCUUCAUUGAUCCUUAAUGGAGGUGAUUAAUAUUCAACUUCCUUCUUCAAUUAUUCCCAUUCCUUCUUCUUCUUCUUCUUCCCAUCAUCAUGGUUGCUUGCUUCUAGUCUGACAUGGCUGCACUUGUAUUGCAAGGUACACUUGUGUUUACCUUUGUUCAACUACUUCUUUGAUAUGUAUGUAAAUAGGCUUCUGGUUAUUCAACUGGAAUGGCUUUUGGUUCAAUUCUUACAUGUUAUUCUGUCACCUGUUGCAAAUCACUAGUCUGGUCUUUCUUCCCUUAGUAAUAGUAUACCUGUGGCAUACUGUUCCAUUAGCUUCUGGGGGUUCACAACUAAUCUGACUUGCUUCUCAUUUCAAUGGGACAAUUAGAUGGUGGUAACGAAAGGAGGUCCAUGAACAUGGCUGGACCAGCUGGCUUGGGCUACUGGUGUGCUAUUUGCGGGUGCCGUCACCUAAAGCUGCUUCUUAGCUGUUUUCUGCUUCUCAACUUGUUCACAACCAGCAGCUAUGCAUCCCAGCAGCCUGAUGUUGAAGGUGAGGCGUUGAUUAAGCUUCUGAAGGCGCUGAAUGACUCCAACGGCCAAAUCACAGAUUGGAAUUACUUCUUCGUCAGCCCUUGCAACAGUUGGUCUCAUGUCACCUGCAGAAAUGGAAGUGUCAUCUCUUUGAGCUUGGGUUCAAUGGGAUUCACUGGAACUCUUUCCCCUGAAAUCACUAGGCUCAGGUCCUUGGUUAGUCUGGAUUUGCAGAACAAUCAACUUUCAGGUCCAUUGCCUGACUACCUUGGCAACAUGACCACCCUUCAGGUUCUCAACUUUGCAAACAACAGCUUCAACGGCUCCAUACCAACCACCUGGGAGGACCUCUCGAGCUUAAACCGCCUGGAUCUUUCAUCAAACCCCGCUUUGAUGGGAAGCGUACCGAAGCAGCUGUUCAAAGUUGGAAUCUUCAAUUUUACAGCAACAGGUCUUGGAUGUGGCUCUACCAAGGAACAACCUUGCCUUUCUAGCUCCUCUCUCCGAGCUGUAGCAGCAGCAGCAGCAGAGGAUUCGAAUCCAGGACUUAAAAACACUAGGCAAUAUUUACAUGCAGCUAACAAGACCAAGCAGUCCAGGCUCAAGAUCAUUCUCUCAGCUUCCGCCGCCGGAUUCCUACUUCUCCUCAUCGGAGUUGCUUACCUGGGAUGCCGAUACUAUCGCCUCCGCCGCCAGCUCAAACAAGACAUCUUCUUCGACGUCGCCGGCGAGGACGAGCGCAAAAUCUGCUGCUUCGGGCAGCUACGGAGAUUCUCCCUCCGAGAAAUCCAGGUGGCGACCAACAAUUUCAGCGACAACAACGUCAUCGGAGCGGGAGGGUUCGGCAAGGUAUACAGAGGCGUCCUCUCCCACCACGAUAACAACCUUAAAGUCGCCGUCAAGCGCCUCGCCGACAACUGCAGCCCCGGCGGAGAAGCCGCCUUCCAGAGGGAGGUCCAGCUCAUCAGCGUCGCCGUCCACCGGAACCUGCUCCGCCUCAUCGGAUUCUGCACCACCGCGACGGAGCGGAUUUUGGUCUACCCUUACAUGAGGAAUCUCAGCGUGGCGCACCGACUGCGGGAGCUGAAGCCAGGUGAAAAGGGACUGGACUGGGCCGCGAGGAAAAAAGUGGCGCUGGGCUCGGCCCAUGGGCUCAAUUACCUGCACGAGCAUUGUAGCCCGAAGAUUAUCCACCGGGAUCUGAAGGCCGCGAAUAUUUUGCUGGAUGAGGAGCUGGAGCCCGUGUUGGGUGACUUUGGGCUGGCGAAGCUGGUGGACCCGAAGAUGACGCAUGUUACCACUCAGGUGAGGGGCACGAUGGGCCAUAUUGCGCCGGAGUAUUUGUCCACCGGGAAGUCGUCGGAGAAGACGGAUGUGUUCGGUUACGGGAUCACGCUGCUGGAGCUUGUGACCGGUCAGCGCGCCAUCGAUCUGUCGCGGCUCGAGGAGGAAGAGGAUGUUUUGCUUCUCGAUCAUAUCAAGAGGGUGGUACGGGAGAAACGGCUCGACGACAUCGUGGACCGGAACUUGGAGCGAGACUGCGACAUGAAAGAGGUUGAGAGGAUGGUGCAAGUGGCGCUGCUGUGCACGCAGAGCUCGCCGGAGGAGCGGCCGACGAUGGGGGAGGUGGUGAAGAUGCUCGCCGGAGGAGGGGAAGGGGUGGAUCUGGAAGAGCGGUGGGCCGAGUGGGAGCAGCUUGAGGAUGUGAGGAACCAGCAGGAGUUCUCGAUGUUGUUCGCUCACGGCCACCACUUCGCCAAUUUCUGGACCGACGACUCCAGCAUCGUUGACCAAGAGGCUAUCCAGUUGUCCAAGCCCAGGUAGUUAAAGGAGAGCGAGUUAAUUAGGGGCAAAGGGCAUGAAAAAGCAUUUUACCUCAAAUUUAGCAUAUAUAUAUACACACACUCUGGAAUAUUGCAGAUACAAUAUAUGUGGCUAGCAGUGAUUAAUUAACGGCAACAUAUGUGUAAGGAAGUAUAGAUAUCAGUACGAACGCCACAUUUGUCUUGUAUGAGAGUACUAAUUGGAGCACUAAACUGAUACAGUUGCAAGCAUGUAAUAUUGAAUGGUAUUUUAUGUGUGCGUGCAUGUUCUUGGAUCCCAAGAAUUAGUAUAUAUAUAUUUUAGAUAUGAGUUGGAUAUG
This is a messenger RNA of Linum tenue, 2917 nucleotides long. The record is from the annotation of a GenBank genome assembly. Lineage: Eukaryota; Viridiplantae; Streptophyta; Magnoliopsida; Malpighiales; Linaceae.